Molecule: messenger RNA, 2072 nt
Organism: Capra hircus (goat)
Lineage: Eukaryota; Metazoa; Chordata; Mammalia; Artiodactyla; Bovidae
Gene: RMP24
Product: chromosome 24 C18orf21 homolog
Exons: 5
Coding region: 93-743 (216 amino acids)
Source: RefSeq, a predicted model, not a curated record
GAUCCGGACGUCAAAGUACGCCGCUUUAGGAAGCCGGCUUCCGGAGUCUCAUUUUUGCAACCGGGUCUCUGAGGUGUGGGAUAUCGGCGGGAAUGAGGCAGAAGCACUACCUUGAGGCCGCGGCGUGGAAACUACGAGACAGCUGCCCGGGCCAGGCCCGCUACCUCCUCUGGGCCUACAGCUCGUCACACGAUGAUAAAAGCACUUUUGAAGGAACAUGUCCAUACUGUUUCCAGUUGCUUGUUCAGGAUAAAUCUCGAGUGCGCCUCAAACCCAAGCCCAAACUGACACCCAGAAUACAGAAACUUCUGAAUCGAGAAGCAAGAAAUUAUACACUCAGUUUUAAAGAAGCAAAAAUUCUGAAAAAGUACAAAGACUCCAAAAGUGUGCUGUUGAUUACUUGUAAAACAUGCAACAGAACAGUUAAACAUCAUGGGAAAAGCAGAAGCUUUCUGUCAGCAGUGAAGAGCAAUCCUACCACUCCUAUGAGUAAACUCAGCCUGAAGACCCCAGAGAGAAAGACUCCAAAUUCUGCAAACCUAAAUCAUAUGUCUGGUUCCAAAGGCAAGAGCCCAGCAUUGAUUUUCAGAACACCUGCAUCUGGACAGUCAACAUCCAUUUGUUCCUCAAAGCAUGCAAGCAAAACAAAGAAACACUUCUCUCAACUAAAAAUGUUGCUUAGUCAGAGUGAAUCCAAAAAGAAUCCAAAGAUGGACUUCAGAAAUUUCUUAUCUUCUUUGUAAAAGAUAGACUAUGAAAGUAAAUGUUUAAUGCAAUUUCUGAAACUAAGUUAGAAAAACUGCUUUUUAAAAAAGUUACUUAUUCUUAAAAUAAAUGGAAACUCAGGUCCAAGAGCAAACUUUUCUUGGCAUUCUUCAGUGUUUAUGGAGAAAAUAGCUCCUUGGAAUGAAAAAAUUAACCAUGCCUGCCUCACAGAGUGAUUGCAAGGAUCAAAAAUAUAUGAAAGGUAAGUAGUAAAGAUAAAUAUGGACAGUGAGUGGUUAUAUUAUGAUUUUCUCCUCCCCUAAGUUUUCAUGAUUUAUGUCCUUUUCUUUCAUAAGGAAAUUGAGACCAUUAUAAGUGCUCUACUUACUCCUUUCUAGCUGUCUGUGGCCUUACUGUUAAUUCAGAAAAAGUGUACACUAUAAUGUUUCACUGUAAGUGGCAUUUCAUUUGCUCUGGUGAAUACCUACUAUUAGGUCUAAAAUUUAUAUUGGAACAUAACACAGUAACUAUCUUAGCUUAGCUAAGAUAGCUGUCUUAGUUUAGCUAUCUUAAAUAUUUCCUGGAACAUAGAUAUGCUUUUUUAAAAUGAUAGGCUAGGAUUAUAUUCAACCUGUGUUUUAAAAGCUCUUUAAGUAAUUUACUUUAUAAUCUGUUUCCAAACCUCUUUGCUACUUAAAAGUUUAAAACUUAAAUUUCUUAAGAACAUACAGUGAAGAAAGGACAAUCUCUUCAGUAAAUCGUACUAGGAAAACUGAACAGCUACAUGGAAAAAAAAUGAAACUACCACUAUCUCACACCAUACAUAAAAAUUAAAUUAACUCAUAGUGAAUUAAAGACUUGAAUGUUAAGACCUGAAACUAUAAAACUCCUAGAAGAAAUCAUAGGCAGUAUGCUCUUUAACAUCAUCUUUGCAUUAUCUUUCUAGGUAUGUCUCUUCAGGCAAGGGAAACAGAACCAAAAAUAAAUGGGAUUACAUCAAAUUAAAAAGCUUCCAUACAGCAAAGGAAACCAAUAAAAUGAAAACCUACUGAAUGGGAUAAGAUAGCUGCAAAUAAUAUAGCUGAUAAGGGGUUGAUAAACUCAUAUAACUCAACAACAACAAUACAUAUAACCUGUUAAAAAGUGGGCAGACUGCCUUGGGGCCUGGAGAUGCCUCCCCUUAUGGGCCUAGCCCAGCCGGAGGGGUAGAGGCUUGGAACAGGCAGCAGGGAAAGAUCAUGUAAUCAAGAAUUAUUUAAACUGUUUGCUGGACUUCAUUUACCAUUAUGAUGGGAUAUAAAAGUUUUAAGGGCUUUUGCCAAAAAAAAAAAAAAAAAAUCUAUGAACCAGCUCUAUACCAGUUCUAA